This is a messenger RNA of Phodopus roborovskii (desert hamster), 627 nucleotides long. RefSeq names its product proteasome maturation protein (gene Pomp). Bases 103 to 528 code for a protein of 141 amino acids. The record is from RefSeq and is a predicted model, not a curated record. Lineage: Eukaryota; Metazoa; Chordata; Mammalia; Rodentia; Cricetidae. Gene Ontology annotation, cellular component: nucleus; cytoplasm. Gene Ontology annotation, biological process: proteasome assembly. The transcript has 6 exons.
ACUUCCGGCGGAUGUGGGUGGGCUCGUCCCCGGAAACGGAAGUGAACAGCCUGGCCGGCCGACUAUUGCGGGCUCAGAGGCUUUGGCAGAGCGGUUUCCAAGAUGAAUGCCAGAGGCCUUGGGUCACAGCUGAAGGACAGUAUUCCAGUGACAGAGCUCUCAGCGAGUGGGCCCUUCGAGAGCCAUGACCUUCUCCGGAAAGGAUUUUCUUGUGUGAAAAAUGAACUUUUGCCCAGUCACCCUCUUGAAUUAUCAGAAAAAAAUUUCCAGCUCAACCAGGACAAGAUGAACUUCUCCACCCUGAGGAACAUCCAGGGUCUGUUUGCUCCCCUGAAGUUACAGAUGGAGUUCAAGGCAGUGCAGCAGGCUCAGCGUCUUCCAUUCCUUCCAAGCUCAAACCUGUCACUGGAUAUUUUGAGGGGCAGUGAUGAGACCAUUGGUUUUGAGGAUAUUCUUAAUGAUCCAUCACAAAGUGAACUAAUGGGCGAGCCACACUUGAUGGUGGAGUAUAAGCUGGGCUUGCUGUGAUGCAGGGUGUUGCUGUGCGGGAACAUGGAAGUGCAUUGUUGUUGCCUUUGCUACGGUCUGAUGUACACAGCAUUAAAGAACUAACAAGGACACUUGGAA